AUUCAGUAUUUCCAUUCUGUGGUUCUCCUGACUAUUGGUUUCCAGAGCGCACAUCAAUAUUUCACACAACGUUAUUCUUCCGCGGGUGUUGGAUACGGUGCAUAACCAGCACCAAGACGUAUAUAAAAGGCGACGCAGAUCGUCUUGUCGCUUGUCUCGCAUCAUCUUCGUCCUCUUGUUCUGAGGCUGAAAGACUCGCCUGUAUUUUCCAGACCAGAACAUCGAUCGUGGUGAGAAGAUCACAAGAUCGAACAACUUCUUGCCCAUCAUGAUGUGAGUUUCUCAGGCGUUGAGAUGAAACAGCUUGUCUGUACAGCUUCCACUGCAUGCUGAUCGAUCCUUUAGGCAUUAUCCUUCCAUUGAUAGCGGAAGGCGAUCUUGGCGCAACAGCUUGUUCAAAGAAAGGCAAUGGUCGCUGAGCGCAUCGGAGAAGAGAAUGCCUUCUAUGCCACCGGCUUUGCGUUCCCGACCUGGAAGAAAUGGGCGACAAUCAGUGUCAUCUUCGUGGUGCAGCUGUCGAUGAAUUGGAACGCCGCCGUGAUCGGAAAUGCCAUCCGUGGCAUGUCGCUCGAGUUCGGCAUCUCGGAGUGGACCGCGAGAUUAAGUCAAGUCGCUUUUCUCAUCACUUACGCCUUCGGUUGUGAAGCUUGGGCGCCGUGGUCAGAGGAGCUCGGCCGCAAAUGGAUUCUUCAAAGCUCCCUGUUCCUCGUUAACCUCUGUCAAAUUCCAUGCGCUCUGGCGCCCAACUUUGGUGUCGUUGUUGCUUUCCGAGCAUUGGGCGGUCUCUCCUCUGCUGGAGGCUCUGUGACUCUCGGUAUGGUUGCAGAUAUGUGGCAACCCGCUGAUCAGCAAUACGCAGUCAACUUCGUGGUCCUCUCCUCUGUCAGCGGCAGUGUCCUCGGUCCUAUCUUUGGCUGCUUCAUUCAAGAAUACAUGAGCUGGCGCUGGGUGUUCUGGGUGUCCCUCGUGUUUGGCGGCGUCACGCAGUUGCUGCACCUAUUCGUGCCAGAGACUAACACAAAGGUUCUUCUCGAUCGUGAAGCUAGACGUCUGCGCACGACCGGCAAGAAUCGCAACGCUGUCGGUCCGCUGGAGGCCAAAGGCGCUUCUUUCCGCGAGCGUCUCGAGUGGAAGGAGUCGUGCCGGGUCAUGUUCCGGCCAUACAAGUUCCUGGUCACUGAGCCCAUCGUUCGCUGGCUGUCCUUGUUCAGCGGUUUCAGUGAUGCGCUGAUCUUUACCGGGCUCGAAUCCUUCCCGAUGAUCCUAGGGAGAUGGAACUUCACCGGCAUUCAAAUCGGCCUUUCAUUCAGCGCUUUACUGAUUGGCUAUGUCAUGUGCUGGGCCAUCUACCAAUAUCUCUACACUCGCGACCGAGCGGCGGUGAGGGCAAACCCAGACGUGUAUGCUCCAGAGCAUCGCCUCAAGGCUCUGCUAUUUCUUGGGAUGUUGCUUCCUGUCGGCCUUCUGGGACUUGCGUUCACCUCGCUGGGUCCGCCAGAUGUCCACUGGAUUGCGCCGCUUUUCUUCAUUGUGAUGAUCGGAAUUGCAAACUAUGCGAUUUACCAAGCGACAAUUGACUACAUGGUCGCCGCAUACGGUCCAUAUUCGGCCUCUGCAACAGGAGGCAAUGGCUUCUGCCGUGAUUUCCUCGCUGGAUUAGCUGCUCUAUACUCGACCCGUUUCUACAAGGCCAUCGAUCCCGGAUCCCGUUGGCAGCUAGCUUAUCCGACUUACAUUCUUUGCGCGAUUGCCAUCGGGCUCAACAUUCCUGUGUGGAUCUUCUACUACCGAGGCGAAUACUUCCGACGUAAGAGCCCAUACGCUCACCAGCUGGAACAGCAGAGAGACGAGAAGCGGCUUGCAGCUGAACGCGAGGCAGCAUCCCAAGCCCAGCCAUGAGGACCAGUGGAUAGAGUGAUAAUGGACUGAGAGUCUCUUCUUGUGUUGUUAGAUGUGGACCUACUCGGACUGGAAUGAUGGGAUUUCAUUGAUUGGCAAUUGGUAUUUCUACCAUGGCUCAAACGGGCAGUACUUGCCCAACUGUUGUACGCGAAUGUGGGAAACCGACGCGCGCUGAAGUAUGCGCAUCAUCAUAGCUCCUAUGCCGCACAAUAGCAUUUUCCCAAUUGGAAUCGGCAGCGCGCGGUGUGAUGAUAUCCAUGUGAAGAUUUGAGGGUG
This is a messenger RNA of Dissoconium aciculare CBS 342.82, 2178 nucleotides long. RefSeq names its product putative multidrug transporter. The coding region runs from base 409 to 1899 and encodes 496 amino acids. The transcript has 3 exons. Gene Ontology annotation, biological process: transmembrane transport. Gene Ontology annotation, molecular function: transmembrane transporter activity. Lineage: Eukaryota; Fungi; Ascomycota; Dothideomycetes; Mycosphaerellales; Dissoconiaceae. The record is from RefSeq and is a predicted model, not a curated record.